Quercus lobata is the source of this 1678-nucleotide messenger RNA. Its product is annotated as probable (S)-N-methylcoclaurine 3'-hydroxylase isozyme 2. The transcript is spliced from 2 exons. The record is from RefSeq and is a predicted model, not a curated record. The coding region runs from base 22 to 1488 and encodes 488 amino acids. Gene Ontology annotation, molecular function: oxidoreductase activity, acting on paired donors, with incorporation or reduction of molecular oxygen; heme binding; iron ion binding. NCBI's taxonomy places the organism in Eukaryota, Viridiplantae, Streptophyta, Magnoliopsida, Fagales, Fagaceae.
UUAGUUUUUCUCACCAAAACUAUGGAUCCAAAGGUCUUCUUCAGUCUCCUCCUUCUAAUACCCUUCUUCUGUCUUUACUUCAAACGCAUAUUCUCUAAAAAUCCACCACUCCCGCCAGGUCCAUUUGCAUGGCCUAUUGUAGGGAACUUUUUCCAAAUGGGGAGGCAGCUCCAUUACAUACUAGCCAACUUAGCUAGAAUCCAUGGCCCUCUCAUGUCUCUACGUUUUGGAAAACAAAUUACUAUCAUUGCAUCAUCACCAGAUGCAGCAAGAGAAGUUCUUAAGACCCAUGACCGAGAUUUGUCAGGCCGGUACAUCGCAAACGCUGUUCCACUCAUAAACCCAAAACUCAACUUUGCAUUUGGAGCUUCCCCUGAGUGCAACGAUUAUUGGAGGGGCCUAAGGGUUAUUUGUAAAUCUGACCUUUUUUCAGCCAAAGUAUUGGAAUCUCAAAACCACAUAAGAGAGAACAAGGUGAGUGAGUUGGUAGGUUUCUUGGGUUCUAAGGAGGGUGAGGUGGUGAAUCUAGGAGAGACAGUCUAUGUUACUUUUACUAAUAUUUUGAGUAAUGCAAUAUUUUCAGUAGAUUUUUUUGACUUUCUGGGUAAGGGUAUUGGUAAAGAUUUGAGGAAGCUUAUUGUUGAAAUAGUAGAGUUAGGAAUGAUUCCAGAUUUAUCAGAUUUUUAUCCAAUAUUAACUGGAUUGGAUUUUCAAGGUAUACAGAAGAAAUGUGAUAAAAUAGUUAAAAAUUUUAUUACUAUUUGGGAUGAUAUUAUUAAAGAAAGACGGAAACAAGAGAGUUCUAUUUUAGGUCAAAGAGAUUUCUUGGAUGCUUUGAUUAAAGAAGGGUUUACAAAUGAUCAAAUCAGCCAAUUGAUUCUGGAUCUACUUAUUGCUGGCACUGAUUCCAGUAGUAUGGUAACUGAAUGGGCAAUGGCAGAAUUGAUGAGAAACCAAGAUGUCUUGCACAAACUACGUGACGAACUUAAACGUGAAAUUGGAAAAGAAAUGGUGAAAGAAUCCCAUUUAGCCCAUCUUCCUUACCUAGAAGCUUGUGUCAAAGAGACACUGAGAUUAUACCCUCCAGGACCAUUACUCCUUCCUCGUCGUGCCUUACAAACAUGUCAAGUAAUGGGCUAUACAAUUCCUAAAGACUCCAAAAUUCUGGUUAACAUGUGGGCAAUAGGCCGAGAUCCUUCAAUUUUUAAUGAUCCAUUGAGGUUCAAACCUGAGAGGUUUCUUGACUCAUCUUUGGAUUUUAAGGGAACCAAUUUUGCCUAUACGCCUUUUGGAGCUGGAAGGAGAGUUUGUCCUGGACAACCUUUGGCUACUAAGCAGGUUCCACUUAUUUUGGCAUCAUUAGUCCACUCAUUUGACUGGUUUCUUUCAGGUGGUAUGAAAUCAACUGAACUAGACAUGAAUGAUCAUUUCGCCAUAACACUGAAAAAGAAGCAACCCCUACAACUUAUUCCUAAAGGAAGAAAAUAGUUGUGUACCAUUUCUUGUGUAUUAUAAGUUUUUAAGAUUAUGUUUUGUGUGCCAUUUCUUGUGUGCUAUUGUAUUAUAGCUGUUACCAUUAAACUAAAAUGUUGUGUAUUACUUCUUGUGUAAUACUAGUUGUUACGUAUCGGUCUUGUAAUAAUUAUUUUCCAUGUUGAGUAAGAAUUUAAAUGCCCAA